AUGGACAACGGCGCAAUCUUCACGUACAAGAACGACUUUGGCGGCGAGUGGUCUGAGGAUCCCAAGAAGCCUUUCCAGGGAGGUGGUCGUGCGCAGGCCUGGAGUCCGAGCAUCGGUCGCAACGAGACAUGGACCUGGGGCAAGGACAUCAUCCGCGGCGUGAACCUUGGGGGCUGGCUCGUUACUGAGCCUUUCGUGUCGCCGGCACUCUACGAGAAGUACGUGAACAAGACCGACAUCUACGUUGCGGACGAGUGGACGCUGUGCCUCGCCAUGGGCGCCGACGGUGCGGAGGAACUCGAGGGUCACUAUAAGACCUUCAUCACGGAGCGCGACUUCGCCGAGAUUGCUGCCGCCGGCCUGAACUGGGUCCGCAUCCCGAUCGGCUUCUGGGCUAUCGAGGCGAUCAACGACGAGCCCUUCCUCGUCGGGACCAGCUGGGGCUACUUCCUCAAGGCAGUCGAGUGGGCGCGCAAGUACGGCAUCCGCAUCUACCUGGACUUGCACUCGCUUCCUGGAAGUCAAAAUGGCUGGAAUCACUCGGGCAGAAUGGGCGCGGUCAACUUCAUGCACGGCACCAUGGGCCUCGCGAAUGCACAGCGCACGCUCACCUACCUCCGUAUCCUCGUCGAGUUCGUCAGCCAGGCGCAGUACCGCGAGGUCGUUCCCAUCGUUGGCAUCGUCAACGAGAUCCUCUGGAGCGCGAUCGGCGAGACCGGCGUCAAGAGCUGGUACCAGGUCGCGUACGACACCAUCAGGGAAUCUACCGGCAUGGGCGAGGGCCCGUACAUCGUCGUUCACGAUGGCUUCCAGGGGCCGCCCAAGUUCGAGGGCUUCAUGGAGGGCGCCGACAGGCUCAUUCUGGACCAGCACCCGGUGAGUAUAAGCAUUGGAAACGAGAUGACGAUGGCUGACAUCGCCGUGCAGUACAUCGCUUUCCAGAACGACCACACCAGCUCCGAUUGGGCCAUUGCAACCAAUCAGUCCUCCAAGGUCUUCGGCAUCACCCUCGGUGGCGAGUUCAGCGCGGCGAUCAACGACUGUGGUUACUGGUUGAGCGGCAUCGGUUCCGUCCCUGGCUAUCCUGAUUGUGGUCCCUUCGACGAUUGGCACAACUACAACGACACGAUGAAGGGCGUCCUGAACGACAUGGCGCUCGCGAGCAUGGACGCGCUCCAGAACUGGUUCUUCUGGACAUGGAAGAUCGGCAACUCGACCACGCUUGGCACGUCCAGCAGCCCGAUGUGGCACUACAAGCUGGGCCUGCAGGAGGGGUGGAUUCCGAAGGACCCCCGCUCUGCUAGCGGCUACUGCGCCGCCAAGCUCGGAAAGACUCAGGAGUUCGACGGCAACUACCCGGCUUCUGCCACUGGGCAGGGCAACGGCACCCUCGCCUCAACAGUCGCCUUCCCGCCGCAUACCAUGGAGCCGUCGUUCACCGGGACGCAGAUAGCGCUGCUGCCGACGUACACGCCGACGGGGACCGUGCAUUCGCUCUUCGGUCCGACGUUCACGGCUGCGCCGUCCGCGGUGGUGGGCACGGGAUGGAACAACACUGCGGACACGCAGCUGGCGUAUGUACCGGUAUCUGGAUGCGCGUAUCCUGACGCAUGGAAUGCGACAGACGCCCCUCUCCCAACGGCAACAUGCACAGGCUCCUGAGGAAAAUUGCUGGACGGACAAGUAUCAUCAGGAAUCGGACAUGGAUUUACGACUGUUGCACUUCCCCCACUACACAUUCUGUCGCGUUAGGGCGCAGAACUACGCCCUGUAAUCGACCUUCAUAGACGGACUGCGCUCCUUUGUCUCUCAGUAUAUACGGGACGAAUCGUAUCAUGCGUAUCGACAUGC
Messenger RNA from Schizophyllum commune H4-8, 1851 nucleotides. Its product is annotated as glycoside hydrolase family 5 protein. Gene Ontology annotation, biological process: glucan catabolic process. NCBI's taxonomy places the organism in Eukaryota, Fungi, Basidiomycota, Agaricomycetes, Agaricales, Schizophyllaceae. The transcript has 17 exons. Gene Ontology annotation, cellular component: extracellular region; cell surface. The record is from RefSeq and is a predicted model, not a curated record. Bases 1 to 1662 code for a protein of 553 amino acids. Gene Ontology annotation, molecular function: beta-glucosidase activity.